This is a messenger RNA of Nelumbo nucifera (sacred lotus), 965 nucleotides long. It is a transcript of the gene SEP2, whose product is annotated as stress enhanced protein 2. The record is from RefSeq and is a predicted model, not a curated record. Gene Ontology annotation, biological process: cellular response to high light intensity. NCBI's taxonomy places the organism in Eukaryota, Viridiplantae, Streptophyta, Magnoliopsida, Proteales, Nelumbonaceae.
GACGUGGAACCCUGAGACACCGCGAAGUCUCCCAAUAAAACGGAAAUCCAGAUUCCAGUAUCGCCCCAUUUUCCUUCUCGUGUCGUGUGGUAUCGGGCAUUUCUGAUUCUCGUCCCCAUGGCUGCGGCCGCCCGGCCGAUCUUCUGCGAGUUGCAGACGCAGAAAUCGAUCGUACCGAAGAGAGAAGUGGCGAUUCCGAAGCUGAAGCUCGGCGAUUCGUCGCCCGAUAAUGCGAAAAUCGUUCUUCAGCCUCGUGUUUGCACUCUGAGGUCUUAUGGUUCAGAUCGCACCGGAGUGAUUAAAACACGGGAAGAUGCCCAACUGUCUCCUUUCUUUGCUUCGCUCUCGGAGUACAUAGAAAAUUCAAAGAAAAGCCAGGACUUCGAGAUCAUCUCCGGCAGAGUCGCUAUGAUGGUGUUUGCUGCUACGGUAACAAAGGAAGUAAUAACAGGAAACUCGUUGUUUCAAAAGAUGGAUCUACAAGGCAUUGAGGAAGCCGCAGGGGUUUGUUUGGGUGCUGUAGUUUGUGCUGCUAUUUUUGCUUGGUUUUCGAGUGCUCGAACCAGAGUCGGCCGAAUUUUCACUGUUAGUUGUAACACAUUCAUCGAUUCACUGAUUGACAAUCUCGUCGAUGGUUUGUUCUAUGAAACCGAGCUCAGUGACUGGUCUGAUGACAUUUAAACCAAUUACUACUGAUCACCCAUUUCUCUGCUGGGAGAGAGGGCACUAUAUUCGGAUAGUUAGAGUGUUUCAAUCUGCAGAGUUUGAUAGUUAUAUAUAUUUGUGUUACUGUGUAUAUAUUCAAGAAAACUCCUGUAUAUCAGCAGAUGGUACUAAGAGCCUAGGUGCUGGAAGAAUUAAAUUGCUAAUAUUCUAGGUAAAUUUCUUGGGAAUGACCAUCGCCCGUGGUUAAACAUAAAUUCUGUAAAUAAGUUGUCACUAUUAAUAGAUGCAAAUUUAGAACA